CCCACUACUUCCGUGUUUGCGUCCGUGUCCUGCGUGUCUUGCCUAUCUCGCAGACUCGAGUGGUUUUUGGCUACAGUUUUGAGAUAAAUAAUCAUGUCUCUGGAGGUGGAAUCAGCAGACGUGAUCCGUCUGAUUAUGCAGUACUUAAAGGAAAAUAACCUGCAGCGGACAUUAGCCACCCUGCAGGAGGAGACCACCGUGUCCCUGAACACUGUGGACAGUAUAGAGAGCUUUGUGGCGGACAUAAACAGCGGCCACUGGGACACUGUCCUGCAAGCCAUCCAGUCCCUCAAGCUGCCAGACAAGACCCUGAUAGACCUUUAUGAACAGGUGGUGUUAGAGCUGAUCGAGUUGAGAGAGUUGGGUGCAGCCCGUUCCCUCCUCAGGCAGACAGACCCCAUGAUCAUGCUGAAACAGACCCAGCCAGAGAGAUACAUCCACCUGGAGAACCUGUUGGCUCGCUCGUACUUCGAUCCCAGAGAGGCAUAUCCAGACGGCAGCAGCAAGGAGAAGCGCCGGGCAGCCAUCGCCCAGGCUCUGGCUGGAGAGGUCAGCGUGGUGCCGCCCUCUCGUCUCAUGGCUCUGCUGGGACAGUCUCUGAAGUGGCAGCAGCAUCAGGGCCUCCUGCCUCCUGGUAUGACUAUCGAUUUGUUCAGGGGUAAAGCUGCCGUUAAAGAUGUGGAGGAGGAGCGCUUCCCCACCCAGCUCAGCAGACACAUCAAGUUUGGACAGAAGUCUCAUGUGGAGUGUUCCCGAUUCUCCCCUGAUGGUCAGUACCUGGUCACUGGCUCUGUGGACGGCUUCAUCGAGGUCUGGAACUUCACCACCGGCAAAAUCAGAAAGGAUCUAAAGUACCAGGCUCAGGAUAACUUCAUGAUGAUGGACGAUGCAGUGUUGUGUAUGGGCUUCAGUAGAGACACAGAGAUGUUGGCCACCGGAGCUCAGGAUGGAAAGAUCAAGGUGUGGAAGAUCCAGAGCGGCCAGUGUCUGAGGAGGUUUGAGCGCGCCCACAGUAAAGGAGUAACAUGCAUCAGUUUCUGUAAAGACAGCAGCCAGCUCCUCAGUGCCUCCUUCGACCAGACAAUCAGAAUCCACGGACUGAAGUCUGGCAAAACUCUAAAGGAGUUCCGCGGUCACUCGUCAUUUGUGAACGAGGCCACCUUCACUCCAGACGGUCACCACGUCAUCAGCGCUUCUUCAGACGGUACAGUCAAGAUGUGGAACAUGAAGACCACCGAGUGCACCAACACCUUCAAGCCUCUGGGCACGUCGGCCGGCACUGACAUCACAGUCAACAACGUUAUCCAGCUGCCCAAGAACCCGGAGCACUUUGUCGUGUGUAACCGCUCCAACACGGUGGUCAUCAUGAACAUGCAGGGACAGAUCGUGAGGAGUUUCAGCUCUGGUAAGAGGGAAGGUGGUGACUUUGUGUGCUGCACUCUGUCGCCCCGCGGCGAGUGGAUCUACUGCGUGGGUGAAGACUUUGUGCUCUACUGCUUCAGCACCGUCACCGGCAAGCUGGAGAGAACGCUGACGGUCCAUGAGAAGGAUGUGAUCGGCAUCGCCCACCACCCCCACCAGAACCUCAUCGCCACCUACAGUGAGGACGGUCUGCUGAAGCUAUGGAAGCCUUGAGGUGUUUGACGCCAAACUGAGACUGGACGUUGUCACACAGCAGCUGCUCUCUUCACUCUGGACACUGCUCUGCCCGCUCUGUUUCAGAUCACUGUGAACUCAAGGACUUGUUAUACAUGUGGACGAUCUCAGUAACAGCAUACGUUUAAAUAUUCAGCUGCAUGUUUCAGUUUGUGCAGGUGAUUUACCUUUUUACCACUGAAGCCAUGCAGCUGGAUAUUAGUUGCCAAAGGCAGAGUGUUUGCACAGCAGAGCCUUUUUUACCUGAAACUGUUUCAGUUUGUCCAAAAGAAAUGGUGACAUCUUACAAAGCAAUAUAAGUUGGCUUUUCUUUUAUUCAGUUGAUGAAUUUGUAUGGGAAUGAAUGUGUCAUGUUGUUUCAGUGAUUCAAAAUAUCCAUAAUUCAGUUUCAGUUGCAGGUGAAAUAAAAAAGGUUCUGCUGUUCAGCACCUGACCUUUACAGACAAACAUCUUUUUGGAGAGAGGAGGGGAGUUGUCAGAUGUAGAUACUAGACUCCGUUUCGUUUUUAAAAUUCCUCUUUUUUUGUAAAUAUAUUUUUUAUUUGCAUUUUGGAUUUUGUUUUUCCAAGAACACCUGGUUAAAUAGUGUUUUGUUGUUUGUGUCUCUUUUUCUUCUUCUUGUUGAGUCCCACUUUGAAUUGAAUGGCAUCACUUCAGAUUCUUAAUACACAUAACACAUUCAGUUUAAUAAAAGGUCAUUGUACGGCUUUUCCCCCACAUUAAGAACAUGCAUUGGAAUGAGACGUAAUAUUUCAAUGUAUAAAUGUCAAUUGUUGAUAUUUUGUUUUUGCCAUUAAAGCUAUUUAACCAGAA
This is a messenger RNA of Epinephelus moara (kelp grouper), 2469 nucleotides long. RefSeq names its product SMU1 DNA replication regulator and spliceosomal factor a (gene smu1a). The coding region runs from base 94 to 1635 and encodes 513 amino acids. The transcript has 12 exons. Gene Ontology annotation, molecular function: protein binding. NCBI's taxonomy places the organism in Eukaryota, Metazoa, Chordata, Actinopteri, Perciformes, Serranidae. Gene Ontology annotation, cellular component: precatalytic spliceosome. Gene Ontology annotation, biological process: mRNA splicing, via spliceosome. The record is from RefSeq and is a predicted model, not a curated record.